Messenger RNA from Colletotrichum lupini, 2346 nucleotides. Its product is annotated as paxneb protein. Gene Ontology annotation, molecular function: tRNA-intron lyase activity; nucleic acid binding. The coding region runs from base 1 to 2346 and encodes 781 amino acids. Gene Ontology annotation, cellular component: elongator holoenzyme complex. Gene Ontology annotation, biological process: tRNA-type intron splice site recognition and cleavage; tRNA splicing, via endonucleolytic cleavage and ligation; tRNA wobble uridine modification. The record is from RefSeq and is a predicted model, not a curated record. The transcript is spliced from 7 exons. NCBI's taxonomy places the organism in Eukaryota, Fungi, Ascomycota, Sordariomycetes, Glomerellales, Glomerellaceae.
AUGUCGUUCAGGAAAAAGAACGUCGUCCUGGGGCCAUCCACCAGAGGUCCUGUGAGAGAGUCCAUGGCUCCGAAGCAGGAAGCUCUACCACCGGCUGGGACUCGUUCAUCACCCCUUGACGGCCGUUCUACAACCUCCACCGGAACGGCAUCACUAGACCAACUCCUGGCAGGACACGCAGGGCUACCGCUUGGCUACAGUAUUCUUGUAGAGGAGUCUGGAACGACAGACUUCUCGGGUGUACUUCUCAGAUACUAUGCCGCCGAAGGUCUCGUGCAGGGCCAACAAGUACACGUGCUUGGCCCAACGGACGCGUGGAGAGGAGAGCUUCCAGGACUUGGCAAAGCCAGUGGCUCAAGUAAGAAAAAAUCGGCGUCAGCAUCAGACGAGAAGAUGAAAAUAGCGUGGAGAUAUGAGAGCCUUGGCAACAAUGCCGGACCAAGGACGAACAACAACGGCCUAGCAGGGGCUGCCGAAGUUUUCUGUCACUCUUUUGACCUCGGGAAACGUCUACAGCCUGGUGACAUCAAGGGCGAACUGCAUGCGACCCCAUCGACUGCUGCCAUGAGCUGGCUCCACCCUUCGGGUUCAGGCAGCUCUUCCCCUCUAGACACAUUUAUCAGCAACGUCUCAGCAAAGCUGAAGGCAUCACCGCCCGGUAUUAUCCAUCGUAUCGUAGUGCCGAGCCUUCUGUCGCCCGCACUCUAUGGUUCCUCACUCUGCCGUCCGGCGGAUGCCCUGCAAUUCUUGCACAAACUGAGAGCACUGCUGCGCCAGCACGAAGGGAUUCUGACGGCUAUGAUCUCGCUGUCUACCUCGUUAUUCCCGCGAUCGACGGGAUUUACACGAUGGAUGGAGCUUUUGUGCGAUGGAGUGCUGGAAAUGCUGCCCCUCCCGAGAAAAGUGCACAUCGAGCCCAAUACCAAGUCCGAAGACGUCGUGCAAGGUAUGCUCAAGGUGCAUAGCCUCCCUGUUUACCACGAGAGGGGAGGAGGUAUAGAGGGCCAGUCUUCGCGGGAAGACCUUUCCUUCAGAAUGAGCAGCUCAACGUGCUCAAGCCUAUCAGUGAAUGUCCUGAUAUACUACGAAGGUUCGCCCUACCCGUACCUCAAGGGCUUGAUCCUCGAACUCGUAGUUUCUCUCUGGAUCAAAGUGUCGAAACAGUGGGAUUAUAUGGCAGAGGUAUCUAGUCAACAGUCAAAUUCGCCACGCUAUCUUACGGAGCAUACAAAACACCUCCAGCACCACCGUAAGAGUCAGACGGGUUCUGCCUCACCGCCCGUCUCCACCACUGCCAGCUCCAUAAACCUCAAUCCUACGAAUUUUUCCAACCAUGCUUCCUUCUUGCCUCCGACAACCACGCAUCAGGAUAUGAUUAUGUGGCUUUCAGCACUACACAAGGACAGCAAGGUCGACCCAAAAAGGUCCGAGGCAAGAACAAUGGCAGCAGCAUUGGAAGACCCUUCGGUCCCUCCCGUGCGCAUCUCCAAGAUCGCAGAUCGCUACCUCGUCUUCGAUGCUGAAGAUGUGGCCACAAUUAGGCGCAGCCACAACAUCUGCUCCGUUCUGGUGGGAACGACCCCGCAGAACCCAACACAAAACGUGUUUCUCAGUCUGCCGCUGGAGUUGCUACCCGAGGAGGCCAGCGUGCUCAUCGAGAACAAGGUAGGCCGCCUCGUCGAAGAGGCUUCGCAUCACCUGUCGUCCCUACGCUCUCCGGACAAGGCCACCCGCCAGGCCUACAUUGCACUACUGAAAGAACGUCGAAGCAAGGCGCAAAAGCUGCUGGCAGAGGAUCAGGCCAAGAAGGCAGCUACGGAACAGACGCGGAGGAACAAGGGCGCCAAGUCGGCCGCGGCCCAGCCAAAACCUGGUUCUGAGGUGGAUGAUUCUCUGUUUGGAGGUGCCGUUCCAGAUAAGAGCUCCAAACCCCGUGAUGGCGUGGAUGCCAAGCCGUCCGUGGCAGUCACGCCGACAACCAGCGAAGGUCUCCUCGUGCCUUUAGGCGAAGUUGAGGAAACAGUGCCUCAACCUCUCGCCGGGCCGUUGCACCAACACUUGCAGUCUAGAGGAUACUUCAUGACUCCUGGUCUACGUUUUGGCGCCGAUUACAGUGUAUACCCGGGUGAUCCAUUGCGGUAUCACGCCCAUUUCCUCGCUACAAACUACGAUUGGGAUGAGAAAAUACCGAUGCUUGAUAUCGUCGGCAGUGGCCGUCUGGGAACUUCAGUGAAGAAGGGCUUUUUGUUUGGCGGAGAGGUUCCCGACGUCAACGGUGGUACGAAGCAUGUGCGCGCAUUUUGCGUUGAAUGGGCAGGAAUCAAGUACAAACGUGCUUCUUCGUAG